AUGGCGUCGCAUAAUGUCGAGGUCUUCGUCAAGGCCCUUUCGAGGCUUCUGGGUUGGAUAUAUACCGUGUGCUGGUCGCUUUCUUUCUAUCCACAACCGUUGAACAACAUCCGUCGCCGUUCGACCUACGGCCUAGCAAUCGAUUUUCCCACCAUCAACACCCUUGGGUUCUUUUGCUACACUAUUUAUUGCCUUGGGUUUCUGUAUUCGCCACUGAUCCGGAAACAAUAUGCGGCCCGUAACCCUGCCUCUCCAGUCCCAUCUGUUCAAUUCAACGAUCUCGCAUUCGCAGCGCAUGCUGUCGUCCUCAGCAGUAUUGUCUACUCGCAAUUCUUCCCUUUCAUCUGGGGCUUCAAGGUUGCGCCGUAUCAACGUGUCAGCAAGCCAGUCGCCGGGCUGUUCUGGGGCUCGCUGCUGACAAUUGUCUUGCUGAUAUUUAUCAUUCUGGGUCAAAGUCCCGAUGGUGGCUCGGACCCAUUGUCUUGGGCUUGGAUUGAUCUUCUGUACGCCAUGUCCUAUAUCAAAGUGGUCAUUACGGUGGUCAAAUACGUCCCACAGGCGUGGCUCAAUUAUAAGCGCAAAUCCACCACAGGCUGGGAUAUCAGACAGAUAUUGUUGGACUUGACGGGCGGAGUCUUAUCGCUAGCACAACUGGUUUUGGAUUCGAGUUUUGAGGCUGAUUGGAGCGGCGUCACUGGCAACCCUAUCAAGUUCUUGCUGGGUAAUGUGACAGUUGUCUUUGAUGUGCUGUUCGUGUAUCAGCAUUAUGUGCUUUACAAGUCUCGCACAGAGCCAGAGGAAGAUGAUGACAACAAGGCUCCUGAUGUCCGGUCACCACUACUAUCUGAGGAAGAUGGCCUACCUCGAUAG
Messenger RNA from Talaromyces amestolkiae, 870 nucleotides. RefSeq lists its product as uncharacterized. Gene Ontology annotation, cellular component: vacuolar membrane; fungal-type vacuole. Lineage: Eukaryota; Fungi; Ascomycota; Eurotiomycetes; Eurotiales; Trichocomaceae. Gene Ontology annotation, biological process: L-cystine transport. The transcript has 4 exons. Gene Ontology annotation, molecular function: L-cystine transmembrane transporter activity. The coding region runs from base 1 to 870 and encodes 289 amino acids. The record is from RefSeq and is a predicted model, not a curated record.